Messenger RNA from Nicotiana tabacum (common tobacco), 441 nucleotides. The record is from RefSeq and is a predicted model, not a curated record. NCBI's taxonomy places the organism in Eukaryota, Viridiplantae, Streptophyta, Magnoliopsida, Solanales, Solanaceae.
AUGGAUCAGUUGACCUACCUGAAGCAGGUCAUGCAGUGGUUUAAGAUAAUAUCAGGGCUCAAAAUCAACCUCGGCAAGUGUGAGGUUUUCCCGGUGGGUGAGGUUGCUAACAUUGAUGAUUUGUCUUAUGUUCUCAGAUGUAAGACGGGCUCUCUUCCCACUACUUACCUGGGUCUCCCAUUGGGCGCGUCGCAUAAGGAUACUACGGUUUGGAACCCAGUGAUCGAAAGGGUUGAAAAACGAUUAGCAGGCUGGCAGAAACGGUACUUGUCAAAAGGCGGCAAGGAAGUGCUUAUUAAAAGCACUUUAUUGAGUAUGCCCACCUAUUACAUGUCCCUGUUGCAAGCUCCCGCGAUCAUCACAGAAAAACUGGAGCGGCUACAAAGGAAUUUCCUUUGGGAUGCGGUGGAUGGAACUAGAAAGUUUCAUCUAGUGAAUUGA